Suillus bovinus is the source of this 459-nucleotide messenger RNA. RefSeq lists its product as uncharacterized. The transcript has 2 exons. The record is from RefSeq and is a predicted model, not a curated record. Bases 1 to 459 code for a protein of 152 amino acids. NCBI's taxonomy places the organism in Eukaryota, Fungi, Basidiomycota, Agaricomycetes, Boletales, Suillaceae.
AUGUUUGUCCUGACUAUGCAUCAGACAACUGUACAACAAGAGGAAGAUAGACAUCGUCAAGAAGAUUACUGGCUCAGAAAUGAAGAAAAACAAGCGGACAGAGAACACUUACAGGUAGAAGAAGCCGAAGCUGCGGUCAAAGAAGAUCGCAAAAAGUACAAGUCCAAAUACGCCCCCAUUAUAGAGGAUCUAGCAGUUCUGAACGAGCUGACAAUUAUUCCUUCAUUGUAUGCUAUCCAAAAGCUAGACAAGGGUGAAUAUGUCAAACUCUGGUAUUUCACUAACACCGGUCUAGAAGAAGCCAAGACGAAAUCAACCAUUGAAGAUGAUGCAAUGAUCAUGUCUACUCUUCCAGACAGAUUGACAGCAUGGGUCAUGGCUGCAUCUGCACACAAUGCUAAGGCCAUUAUCGAAGAGCAAAACUUAUCCUUUGAAGAUUUUUGUCAAGCAUGUCCAUGA